CCAUUGAUCAAAUAAUGAGGUGCACGCACAGUAGGAAUCACAACCCCACCUAACCACCCAGCACUAAAGAUCUUUUUCCUCAGCUCAUCUCUUUGUUGAAUUCAUUCGUCUCUCUGUUUCGUACCUUGAAAGUUUGAAGUAGAGUCCAUCAAUAGCAACAGUCAUGGCAAAGAUUGCACCAUCGAUGCUCUCAUCUGAUUUUGCAAAUUUAGCUUCUGAAGCUGAAAAAAUGAUCAAAUUUGGCGCUGAUUGGCUUCACAUGGACAUCAUGGAUGGCCAUUUUGUCCCAAAUCUUACCAUCGGAGCACCGGUAAUUGAGGGUUUAAGGAAGCACACAAAGGCAUAUCUCGACUGUCAUCUUAUGGUCACAAAUCCUCUUGAUUACGUGGAACCUCUAGGAAAAGCUGGUGCUUCAGGUUUUACUUUUCAUGUUGAGGCGUCGAAAGAUAAUUGGCAAGAAAUUAUCGAGAAAGUCAAGGCAAAGGGCAUGCGUGCUGGGGUUGCACUGAAGCCUGGAACUCCAAUCGAAGAAGUUUAUCCACUGGUUGACGCUAAAAACCCUGUUGACAUGGUACUUGUCAUGACAGUUGAACCUGGAUUUGGAGGUCAAAAGUUCAUGCCAGAGAUGAUGGAUAAGGUUCGUGCAUUGAGGAAGAAGUACCCGGCACUUGAUAUAGAGGUAGAUGGUGGCUUGGGGCCAUCGACUAUUGAUGCAGCAGCCACAGCUGGGGCAAACUGCAUAGUGGCAGGAAGUUCUGUGUUUGGAGCACCAGAACCAGACCAAGUUAUAUCCCUUCUAAGAAAGAGUGUUGUGGAGUCCCAGCAAAUCUGUUAGUAGACAUAUACAACACAUGUGAUCUAUUUGGUUAUCAAUAAUCCUUAAUCCCUCUAAGAGAAGACACUAUUUUACACUAUUAAGUUAGCAUGGGAUCAAAGCUUCAUAACAACAGUAUCUAUUGCAAUAUUUUUUUGAUUGUCUUUUGCAUUGUACUGUAGAUGAGGUGAUUAAUAAGACAGUCCUUGGGUUCCUAAAAUAUGGCGUCUCAAGUAAUAAAUCCACUUAUGCAGAUAAUAUGUUUGAUGUC
Papaver somniferum (opium poppy) is the source of this 1085-nucleotide messenger RNA. Its product is annotated as ribulose-phosphate 3-epimerase, cytoplasmic isoform. Gene Ontology annotation, biological process: pentose-phosphate shunt; pentose-phosphate shunt, non-oxidative branch; carbohydrate metabolic process. The record is from RefSeq and is a predicted model, not a curated record. Gene Ontology annotation, cellular component: cytosol. NCBI's taxonomy places the organism in Eukaryota, Viridiplantae, Streptophyta, Magnoliopsida, Ranunculales, Papaveraceae. Gene Ontology annotation, molecular function: metal ion binding; D-ribulose-phosphate 3-epimerase activity. Bases 164 to 835 code for a protein of 223 amino acids. The transcript has 8 exons.